AUGUCCUCCACUGACACCCUUUCUGCUGCUGAUGGUGCUCUUCUCUCUCCUGAGGAUGCUACUGAGUACAGGAGUAUUGUUGGUGGCCUGCAAUAUCUGACGAUCACGCGUCCUGAUCUCUCCUUUGUGGUUAACAAGGUGUGCCAGUAUCUUCAUGCUCCCACUGAUGUACACUGGUCUGCUGUGAAGCGCAUACUGCGUUAUGUGCGUCUCACUGUCUCCUUUGGUCUUCACCUGCGCCCCAGGUCCUCCGGAGUUCUUUCUGCAUUCUCUGAUGCUGAUUGGGCUGGGUGUCCAGAUGACAGGCGAUCCACGGGGGGACAUGCUGUGUUCUUGGGUCCUAAUCUGAUCGCCUAG
Molecule: messenger RNA, 357 nt
Organism: Aegilops tauschii subsp. strangulata
Lineage: Eukaryota; Viridiplantae; Streptophyta; Magnoliopsida; Poales; Poaceae
Source: RefSeq, a predicted model, not a curated record